Suillus subalutaceus is the source of this 9213-nucleotide messenger RNA. RefSeq lists its product as uncharacterized. The coding region runs from base 1 to 9213 and encodes 3070 amino acids. Lineage: Eukaryota; Fungi; Basidiomycota; Agaricomycetes; Boletales; Suillaceae. The record is from RefSeq and is a predicted model, not a curated record. The transcript is spliced from 6 exons.
AUGUCUGUUGCCUCAAAAUCUUCCCAGACUGAUGUCUUGGAGUAUAUAAUCACCCACAUAUUCUGUCCCAUCAAAUUACCGCAGCACAGCGAUUAUACUCCUGACAAUGAUCGCUCCCUCCUUGAUGUCGUGCUAGGCUCAGCUCGCAAAUUUGUGAGUUCGUUGACCGACCAUGAUCAGGAGCAGUGGAGUCCUUCGUUGAAGAUGCUGGAGAAUCUUGCUGUUACGAUGACUUCUCCUUCCCUGACUGGGGAUGUUGUCGAGCCGCAAAUCAAAUCCAUGCAAGCAGGAGAUAUUCUUGCAUAUCUGAUUCGGGAACAAAAUGCCGCUGUCGUACUUCGUAAGCUCGACACGAAAACCAUCUUUGAAUCCUUCGAAGUUUCACCACCAGCAUCUGCUAUCAUGGAGGCAAAGGGGAAGCUCCUGUGUUCGUAUCCAGGACCCGCGAUCGCCGUACCAAACUCAGUGGUGGAUAACCCUACCUUUCCUCCUGAGUUGGUGAACUUUCUCUCGCACAUGAGCUCUGAUGGGUUAGAUCCCUCAGUUCCCAAAGGAGAGACUGUACAUCCUCGCUACAUUACCCAGCUUCUCACUGAUAUCCUUUGCGCGUUUGGCGAGCCGGCUGACAUCCCUCGUAUUCGAAAACGUAUAUGCGAUGAUGCGUUACAGUCCAACGCCACGCUCCCUUGGCGAAGAUCAUCCAUAUGGCUUGUCAUUAGGGUUGUAUUGCAGACAUCUCUCGAGCGCACAAGCCUUGGACGAAACAGUUACAAGGCUUUCAUGGCUUCUCUCAUGACCGACCUUGUGUCCGAAGCGCUUGAGGGGGAUAUGUCGAGUGAUCUGCUCUACUCCAUGUCCAUUAAAAUCAGUCGCCGCUUGGUCAAGCUUCAGGCCGAAGACGAAUUCUUAGCAAUUGCGAUGCACAAAGCUACGGAAGAUAUUAAAGACAAACUGGAGCUGCGCUGGAAGAAUGUUCAGGUGGCUCAGGCGGAUUCCCCUCAUUGGGAUGCCUCGGAUGUGCAUAUAAUCAGAGAUACCAGGCUCUCUUUGACCGAAAGCAAGGAGUAUAUUGCCUCUAUCCUAUAUCCUACCCAUGUCCAACCCAACGUGCUGGACUUUGAGCCGCAUCAUCGUCCACGGGGCACUAUUGACGACUUCCUUGGUCCUGACGCCAAUUUCUUCGAGAGCGCUUAUGCCGAAGACCCCUUUGUAGCACUUUCGGAUUUUGAAUGUACCAUUGAGCGGCACAUUGAUGGCUGGGUGAAUUGUGUCAUGAACCUUGAUGCUGCCCAUAUUGAUGCCGCUUGCAUGACUAUUCAAGCGCGCGCUAGAAGUUAUUCCACCAGAGCACAAUCAUUCUAUUCCGGAAAUCCUGAGAAUAUAUCCAUCAUGCUGCUCACGCUGUUCGAACUCUGGGUCGCACUUGAUAAGCUGGUUGUCGAGUCGAUCCCUCUCCUCAUGGAGUACUCCCCGGAGGUCCCAGUUGCCAUAUUCGAUCGCCUUCUCCUUCAAAAAGCUGCCGCUAUAGAGCGACUCCGAGUUCUUCAACAGUAUGUUGCUGGGCGUCACACCCACAAUGCACUCUCGGUCUUCUCGGAUGGGGCAGAUAUGUCCACGUUUGCAGUUCGUUACUAUAACCAAUCCGAGGAGCUGCAGUCAUGCAAGCAGCGCAUUGAAGACGAUGCAAAUGCAGAGCGUAAAAAACGAAUCGCAGAUCUUCGCCGCAAAAGCGACAGAUAUCGGUGUUUCACAAAAGAAAUUGACGCUCUCACGUGCGACUACUACACGAACUGGCGAGGUUGGUCCCAACAUGACCGUAAUUGCCGUCGGUGCGAGAAGCGGAGGGAGAGGGAUAACCUUUCUGUUGAAGUUCAUGAAUGGCCACUUCCUGACUCUGUCUACGAUGCAGCAGUAGUGGUAUUUGAGCUUGGUGCCCCGAUCGCUUUCAAGAUGUGGCGAUCUUUCACCUUCCAUUUUCUUUAUGACAUAUGCACCCCAACUUCACCACAGAUUCAAAGUGCGGGGCAGUAUAUCAUGCUCGCACAUUAUGGGCCGCUCUCACGUUAUCACGCAGAGCAUCCCAGUCAACGUAUCACACUGGCCUCCAUGACAGCGCCCCCCCGGACCUCCCCCAAAUCCCUUCCAUGCACUGAAAGUGACAUCUUCACCAACACUGUUAAUCAGCUGUGUUUCCUUCUUUACGAUACGACCUGUGAUGUUUGGGCCUCCGGUUCUUUUCGACAGGCUGACAUAUCCGAUAUUUGCACCCACGUGCUGCCACAAGGUCCAUAUCGCGGACUACAAUACUACCUGUCGGGUACCCAGCACACCUCCAAUGAGGUCUUGGCUAACCAGGCCACAUGUCAUGCCGAGUUGACGCUUCACGAAUUCAUCGCUUUUGGGGGCCUCCGUAGUGGCAGCUUUUUGCAAUGGAUCAACAUCCUCCGUGAAUUGCGAGCACGCACGCUCACAUUUCGUGAUCCCGCGGUCCACUUGCUACUGCUCCAGGCUAGUUCAGAGGUGGGAAAGCUUUCGGCCGACGGGUCUAGGGCAUGGCACAACGAACUGAAAGCCUCAGAAUUCGGACACGCCCUUAUUGAUGAGCUCCAAAGCUUAAAAGUAAGCGUGGAAGCCAAUUGGCUGGAGGGCACAACAAUGUCAACAAUCUCCAUCCUGGUGUCCCGCCUUCUCUCAUCAGCAGAUGAUUACCGCGUCAUCCAGAAAUCAUGCAAGUUACUGCAAGAUGUCCGAAAUACAACUUUCAGAUGGGUGCAAGAGCUAUCCAAAGCUGAUGCUCCAGACGAAAAGUCUAGUCGUGAACGCCAAGUCCGCGUUCGUGACAUGGCAGCAACUUGUCUCAGUACCUACGAUGUUGGCCCGGACAACAUCACAGAACUCCUCCAAUCGCCACAGAAUUUGGAGAUCCUGGUGUACUGUUCUGUUACAGUGACGGACAACGUGCCUAUAGAUCUCCACUCUCUCCCGAUAAUUUCAAGAUUACUUCUUGAACGCAACCGUCGGUUGUCACACUUCUUAGAGACCUAUUUGCGACACCAUGUGGAAGAUGACCAAGAAGGUCUUGAUUUGGCAAUGGGGCGUCUUUGGCCUGCAUACCAGCGCCACACGCCCUGGGAUGUACUUGAAUCUCCAAACUCUCGGUGGCUUAGAUGUGAAACAGCGCCUCCUGACGAUUCAUCCCGCCAAACCAUUCAUCUUGAUAUGUUGAUGGCUCGCCUAUUGGUUGACGGCAAGCCAUUAACCAGGCUGCCAGAUUGCUUUUUGCGGCAUCCUAGCUACAUCACCCUCUUCGGUCAUCAAGUGUUUGAUGUUUUCCCCACAAAGAUUCCCAGCAUGGAAUUUGUUGCCAAGGCUGUUAUGCAUCACUUCAAAAUAUUUUUCGGGAUGCGCAGCGGGGACGUUGUCAUUCAGUCACAACAUGAAAGUGGGGACUUUCUUGAGCUAAUACCUCCGGGGAAACUUGAGCUGGACAUCCCCGUAUUACUAGUCAACGGUCACGUGCAUUGGCUCAACCUACGCACUCGUGCAAUCGAAUUUCGUCCAAUGGAGAAACUGUGGGAGCCUUCCAGCGAGAACUGGGUAUUGCAAUUCACGAAGGACGGGCAGUCAGUUGCACGGCGGGGCCAAACAACUUUGUUUGACAUUCGGAGUCGCGCGUUUUGCAUGAUAGCAAAUACACUAGGCCCACUCGAAAACUCCCAAUACCUAAUUGUCACUAGCAGCGUGGACGAAGAAGUCAAGGUUGAUCUCCCUCGGUUUGGACUCUCUUUCUUCAUAGACAAAGAUGGAGAAUUGCAUUCGCGGAACCAGAGAGGCAUGGUUGUCGACAAAGAUCAAUCCACUGGUACAAUGCUUGGACUUGUUAACCAGCUCGUUUUACGCCCAAAAGAUCGACAAAUUUACAGCGAUCGUCGUGUCAUCAUCCCCCAGGGAAAUGUGGUAGUAGAGCCCAGCGGUCAUCAUAUCCGGAUCACCAUCCAUGCUGGUCCUAAUCAUGUUCGCCGUCCCUACCACUGUUACACCGUUGACACAGAAUUAUGCCGCCUGACGGGAAAUGUUGGUCUCACGAAUAAACUGUACAAGGCGUACUUGCACGCCGUGUGCAGUGCCCAUGUUCCAGAUCCGUUGACUCGACGUACCGGUUUGGAAGAAGCCAUGUGUUUGCUGCAAUCCGCCGCAUGUUUUUCCUUCAUGAAGCUGGACUCAUUCGACUGCGAGCUUCUAGCUCGGAUAGGUUCCUUGACUGUUGAUCGGACAUGGUUCAGCAGAAGGUCACAGGAGGUCCACUGGCAAUGUGGUUUAUCAUCUUAUGUCCAAAGUUGCGCAUUCUAUCAUGCUGUCAGGGACAUAGUCCAAUAUGCACAGAAGCUGCAGGUGCUCAGCGAAACACCAGUUCUAGUUUGUCCAGAUUUUCCAACACGCAAUGAGUCCCUCCUGGAACGCGCCUCUCAGCGGUCCACUUUCCUUUACUCUCACGAUCCAGUCAAUUCCUUCUAUCCCAGAAAAUCGUCGAGCAGUGAAUAUACUUCCAGAGAUGUUUACUGCUGCUCAAUCGACGAUCAAAACGCGUUUGAUUGUGCACGCAUGGUGUGCGACUGGAGCGUCACGCUUGAACCUUGCCAGGCGCUCUACGAUGUCUUCGUUCAGUGGGGUGAAGUUUCUGGGGACACUCGCAAUGUAUCCCUUCGAUAUGAUCGAGAGUGGUUGAAGCCUGAUUUGGCUACGAGAUGGAUGUCUGUCUACGAACUUUGCUGCGACGCAGACCAGGAGACUCACACAUUUCAACUCGCUUUCACGUUACCAGCCAUGGCUUACUCCUCCCCGGAAAAUGUGGGACUUGCUGCAACCAUGUUUGCGUUUGCGGCUAAUCCAGAGUUCCGUGCAAUCUGCUCCCCCAGAUAUGAUAUAUACGAUCUUUCUUUUGGGAUCAUACCCCUUGAACAGGAUCUCUGCCACCACAUCUCUUCUCAUACUACCUUCCACAGAAGUCCCGAGGCGUCGUGGUCUAGUCACGACAACGAGUCAUCCCACGACUUUAAUGAUCGGCGGCAAAGGCACUUCCAAUCCGAGUGUCUACGUGAACAGAAAGCGGCGGUUGGUGUCCUUCUUGAUUGUUGGCCUCGCGAUUCCAUCCCUGCACAUGCUUUGCAGUGUUUAAGUGGCUCCCGAUACGACAAGCUCGCCCUUUGCGCUGCCCUUGAAAAGCAAUACUCGAACUGCUAUCGCAACCGGUGUCUGAAGGUAUAUCUGGAUCGUGUGCAGAAUGUGCUUGAUGAAGCGAGGCAGACACUCAUGCCCACCAUCAAGCAAUCAUACGCAUUCACCACGAGCAAUUCAGAUGUUAUAUCAGUCACCACCACCGUUCUUACCCAAGACCUGUUCAGAAAGCCUCCGCCAGUCAUCAAAUUACUUCCUGACCCUCUCAAGCGAAGUAACACUUUACUAAGCGACAGAUCCCUUGGCGGCGGGCUUGAUUCAUCUCUAUUGGAGGAUGUUAUAUCGAAGUUCUCGCGAUGUCGAUCGGACCUAUUCAGUGUCCACUAUGCUGAACAUCUAGAAGACAGUAGAAUCGACCUAGAGAACGAACAAUCACCCAUUGUGCCAGACCCAACCCGCUGGACAGUUGACAUGUUGCAACAUCAUCAUAUGUGGUGCAAUAGGCUCUAUAAUAACGCCUUUCGCAGAUUGGAAGAGCAUCUAGCUCCCGUGGGUUUGGCGGAGGAAAGUUUAUUCAAUUCUGGGCAAUGGCCGCGCAUUACCGUCACAUUUCUUCUUGGUCUUCUCGCCUCCACGUCAAAAACGCCUCUCUGUGACCCGUGGAAAGCCCCUUUGACCGGUUUCGUCCAUAUUCUUCUUCGACUACAAAGAUCGCAACGACUUCUGAAGUUGAAGUUGGCGACUGGUGGGGACAAUGGGGAGUUUCUAAAGGAGCUGGUGAAUGACGGUCACAUCGGACUGGAUGGUACACAGAAAUAUCUGGACUGGCUUCUAAUUCAGGCAGAGAACCGAUUUCUUAUCCGUCCCAUGCAAGCCAACGUUGCAAUGGAGAUGAUUUCCCCAAGCUCUGGCGACAAUACCACACUGCAGCUUCAUAUGGGGGAAGGAAAAUCAUCCGUGAUCGUACCUGUCUGUUGUGCUGCACUGGCAGAUCGCAGCAAUUUGGUGCGGGUCGUCGUGCUAAAGCCUUUGGUCGUUCAGAUGUUUCAGUUGCUUGUGGAACGGAUCGGCGGCCUUACCAACAGGCGAAUUUUCUACCUGCCAUUCUCGCGUUCAUUGCCCAUUACUUCUGAUCAUGCAAACAUCAUCCAAUCGCUCUUCGAAGAGUGCAAAGCUGUUGGCGGUAUCCUCGUUGCUCAACCAGACCAUAUCCUCUCUUUUAAGUUGAUGACCGUGGAGCAACAGCUUCCGCCCACAAAUGCGGUCGGACAAUCCUCAGCAGAGCUGGCCACGCCCUUGCUGAAUACUCAGCGGUGGCUUGAUAUGCACACUCGUGACAUACUGGACGAGAGUGAUGAACUGCUGCAUGUCCGCUUCCAACUUGUCUACACCAUGGGCGACCAACAGCACUUGGAAGGUUAUCCUGAUCGAUGGACCACAACACAACAGGUGAUGACCCUUGUGGCAAAGCAUGCUCGCCUCCUUCACCAAGAAUUUCCUCUUGGAGUAGAGUUCCAGCCAGGCGCUACUAUCGGAACCUUCCCACUCAGAGUCUUGGACGUUCGCGCAGGAGAAAGACUGGUCGAGCUAGUUUGUGACGACAUUCUUGCCGGUAACCUUCCAAAUUUCGCAUUCGGACAUGUUCCACCUCGUAUGAUAAAUUCCAUCCGCAAGCAUCUUACCCUCUCGACUAUUGACCCGCAGCUCCUUCGCGAUGUCCGGAAUUAUUGCGCUGGGUCCAGUCUGUGGAAUGGACUACUGCUCAUUCGAGGACUCCUCGCACACGGCAUACUGAUCUACACGCUGAAGGAUCGGCGUUGGCGCGUAGAUUACGGUCUGGAUCCUCAGCGUACAAUGCUCGCCGUGCCUUACCGUGCUAAGGAUGUUCCCUCACCUCGGGCAGAAUUUGGGCAUCCAGACAUCGCAGUCGCACUCACAUGCCUUUCGUACUACUACGGAGGCCUCACUGAGAAACAGGUGGCCCUCUGCUUCCGCCAGCUACUCAAGCAAGGCAAUCCUGCAUUGGAAUAUGAGACGUGGAUCAAGGGGUUGUCUUCAGAUUCACUUCCAGACAAUCUGCGACGCCUCAGUGGAAUCAAUAUGGAGUCUACUGAACAGUUCACUGAUUGUUUGGUACCUCUCUUCGGGCGCAACAAGGCCGUCGUAGACUUCUUCUUGGCUCAGUUCGUCCUUCCAAAGGAAGCCAAGGAGUUUCCACACAAGUUAUCUUGCUCUGCCUGGGAUCUUGCAGAGCGAAAGUCUUCCGGAUUGCCUACCACGGGCUUCAGUGGAACAAAUGACUUCCGCUACUUGCUACCCGCCACCAUAACGCAGCAUCCACUAGACCACCAGCGCGGUACGAACGCCAGAGUCCUCGGUCACCUUUUGCAGCAAGAGAAUGAUCAUUAUGAUUCACUUGCUGCCGGCGGAAGCGCUGGAAAGCUCCUCAAUGUCAUCGCGAAGCAGUCGCCUGAAAUACGCGUCUUGCUCGACGUGGGUGCACAAGUCCUUGACUUACAGAAUGACGAGGUGGCGAAGAUGUGGCUGGACAUCAAUCAAGAUGCUCAAGCGGCAAUUUAUUUCAGCGAGCACGAUGAGCUUGUGGUGCGCACUCGAGAUCAUGUUAUAGAACCAUUUUCCGCAUCUUCCUUUGCUCAGCAAGUGGACCAGUGUGUAUUGUAUUUGGACGAUGAACACACCAGAGGAACGGACGUGAAGUUGCCUCGGGGAUUCCGCGCAGCUGUCACAUUAGGGCCGAAGGUCACCAAGGAUCGCCUUGUCCAAGGUUGCAUGCGUAUGAGAAAACUCGGCCACGGCCACUCAGUCAUGUUUUUCGCACCUCCAGAAAUAGAUCGCAGCAUCCGAGCGGUGAACAACAAGCACGAUGAAGACAUUGACAUUCAUGUAUCAGAUAUCCUCGUGUGGGCGAUGACUGAAACGUGCUCGGACAUCCAACAUCGUGCUUCACAAUGGCUUCAGCAUGGUGUAGAUUACCAGUCUCGCCACAGUGCAUGGUCGUCGUUCUUAUCCGGCGAUAUUACACCCACCGAACUUACCCGUUCGUGGCUACAGCCAGAGGCCAAGCACUUGGAAGAGCUAUACGCUCCAGCUCUGACUAAUACAUCUGCUUCACACACAUCGCUAGACGAAGACCUUCUGGAGAGAUGCAACAGCCUCGGACUAGGCAUUUUGUCUGACAACCGCCUGGACGAAGAGCAAGAGAGAGAAGUAGUACAUGAGAUUGAGCGCGAGAGCGAGGUGGAGAGACCACCACCGGUGUUGGCUGCUACCCAUGGCAUUGACGAGGACGUCCGGUACUUCAUCCAAACAGGCACCAUUCCGGAUGGAUCUUGUGCGUUCACUGCCGUUUUCGACACCCUCACCACCACUUCAGCUGCUUUCUUCGGGCGCCAGCCAUGGUCACAGGACGUGUUUGCCUCGAGGGAUUUCGCUACAACCGUUCUGACCGAAGAAAAAACGGACAGCUACAUACGCCCAGUUAACUGGAUUCUUUCAAGUACAGCAUCCGGCACGCAGGUGCUAGUCGUUGUCAGCCCCUUCGAGGUUAACGUUUUGUUACCUGACAUUCAAGCAAGUAAGCAAGUUCACUUGCACGCUUAUACACCUCGCGUCAUCAAGAUGAUGAAGUCGUGCGACGACUUGCGCCUUUACAUCACCCCAUCAAUUUCCCCACGAUGGACGCCAGAUGACACCCUCAUCCGCCAGCUCAACGUCUUUGCUGGACAACUAUACUUUCCUCACCAGUCCGCAUACGUGAAAUUAUGUCGCCUCUUAGGGAUUUAUACUGCAAAUCUCAGAUAUCAGGGUAUCUUUGAGAUUCAAAGUGAUGGAUUCAUCAAACCGGAGCAUCGGCCUCGCACUGCGGAUUCCCUUAACACCUUCCAACAAUCGCCUAUCCCCAUGUUGAAAGCGCUUUUCGGUAUCCGUCGCAAGGGAAUGGGGUACUUGCCUACGCACAUCGGAAAGCUAUUGGAUGCUCGAUGUUUGACGAGCGAGGACUUCCAAGAGAUGGCUUGA